AUGGCAGGCGGCCGGACUGAGGACCACGGUGCGGAGAACGGCUUUACGCCGCUGGAUCGAUCCGUUCCGCGACUCCUGCCGCACAUUGACACCUCGGUGUUGCCAUCUCUGGGGGGGUUCGGCAAACACCAGAAGCAGCUCGUGCUCCUGACCUGGAUACCAGCAUUGUUCAUCGGCUUCAGCCAGUUUUCGGAUUACUUUCUUUUGGCACAGCCCAAUGGCACGUGCGUGCAGCCGCCUGGUGCUAACGACAGUAACUGGACCCUUCCGUCCACUGCCCCUCCGCUACUGCUCUGGGCCAACAGCACCUUGGACGCAGACAGCGCGCUGUGCGCCUGUAAGGAGUGGAGAUUGGAGCUGCACACAGGGCUCAGCCAGAAUGUGGUUACCAAGUGGAAGUUGGUGUGCGAUUCAGCUUGGAAGGUGCACAUAGCCAAGUUUUCGCUGCUGGUGGGCUCCAUAUUUGGAUACUUGGUGAUGGGUGUCAUGGCUGACUGGUAUGGUCGGCACCCAGUUCUGAUUCUCUGCGUUCUUUUCAUGCUGGUGUUUGGUGUGACUGUGGCCUUCUCUGUCAACGUCACUAUGUUCAGCACCUUGCGUUUCUUUGAGGGUUUCUGCUUGGCGGGCCUUGCUCUCUCCCUCUACGUGCUCAGGAUUGAGCUGUGCUUGCCGGACUGGCGCUUCUCCAUGACCAUGGUGGCCAGUUUUCUGAUGGUAGGCGGGCAGCUCCUCAUGCCCGGAGUGGCUGCUCUGUGCCGUAAUUGGCCUAACCGUGAUGACUGGCAGGUCCUCCAGAUCGUCAUAAUCUCUCCAUUUGUUCUGAUGCUGCCGUACGUUUGGAUCUUUCCUGAAUCCCUGCGCUGGUUGCUGGCCACUCAGCAGUACAGGCGAUCCAAAGCCAUGAUGUUACGUAUUGCCAGAAAGAACAAGGUUGACAUGACAACUGAACCCAAUGGAGUUUUAACUGAGCUGGAGCAGGAGCUGCAUAAGAAGCCUCAGAGGAGCUGCAUUGUCAAGAUGAUGAGCACAAGGAACCUAUGGAAGAAUAUAGUGGUGCUGUGUGUGAACUCAUUGACAGGUUAUGGGAUCCACCACUGUUUUGCCCGGAGUUUGAUGGACCCUGAGGCACGGCCCACAGCUCUGUGCCAUGCGGACUAUUACACCAUGGCGGGCAUCGCCGUGGCGACCUGCCUAGCCGUGUGCCCCGCUGUGGGACUGAUGGGGCGCAGAGGAGGUCUGCUGACAUUCAUGAUCAUCACAGCCCUUGCCUCACUGCUGCAACUGGGUCUGCUCAACUUGAUUGGAAAGUACAGUCUCCGCCAUGAUACAGUUCUACGAGACAGUCUGAACAGAAAGUUCUCUGUGGCAUUUUCCAUCAUCGGCAUGUUCUCAUCUCAUGCCGUCAGCACACUCAGUAUAUUCUUCUGUGCUGAAAUUACACCCACUGUCAUCAGGGGCGGAGGGCUUGGUUUAGUUUUGGCCAGUGCCGGCUUUGGGAUGCUAACUGCACCCAUCAUGGAGCUUCAUAACCAGAAGGGCUACUUCCUACAUCACGUCAUCUUCGCCUGCUGCACUCUGCUGUGCAUUAUCUGCCUCCUGUUGUUGCCAGAGCCCCGGGGCCAGCCUCUGCCUGAGAGCUUAGCCGAUGGAGAGACUUUCACCCGCCAAACACUCCUGCACCCAGGGGAGCAACAUCUCCUUCUGUCUAAAAUCGACAAGGACUACUCUAGAGUCCAUGACACACCAUUACACCUCACAGCCACAGGGGGCGCCACAGCAGCAGUUGCUACCGCUCUGGCAGCGGUACCAGCUUCUUACGCCCUGGCCACUGGAGGGGAGGUCAUUGGCAAUCAUGCUAUAGCCAAUGGACUGUGA
Boleophthalmus pectinirostris (great blue-spotted mudskipper) is the source of this 1875-nucleotide messenger RNA. It is a transcript of the gene slc22a23b, whose product is annotated as solute carrier family 22 member 23. Gene Ontology annotation, cellular component: membrane. Gene Ontology annotation, molecular function: transmembrane transporter activity. Lineage: Eukaryota; Metazoa; Chordata; Actinopteri; Gobiiformes; Gobiidae. The transcript is spliced from 10 exons. Gene Ontology annotation, biological process: transmembrane transport. The record is from RefSeq and is a predicted model, not a curated record. The coding region runs from base 1 to 1875 and encodes 624 amino acids.